AUGUCCACAUCAAUCGAGGAUGACGAGUCCACGCUGUCUGGAUCAUCAUCAAUAGCACCCGCCGCGCCGUCUUCAACCAUCUCUCUGUCCGACCCAACACCUGCACCGACAACCCUUCUGAUCGCCCCAUCACCUACCGAUGCCGAUGACCUCGAAAGCGACCACUUAUUCCCGCCCAUGACCACGCCCUGGACGGGCCCGGCUGCUUGCACAUGGACUUACGAUGCGAACAAGGUGCCAAAGUCUGGGAUGGAAGGUCUCGCCGCAAUGCUUGACCUGCAACCAAUUCCUGGGGCAAAAUCUUUGUCAUGUUAUCCGGAUGCCAUGUUUGACGAUGGCCUCACAGGCGUUUAUAGCCCGGGAACAUGCCCUCAUGGAUGGACUACGGUGUCACUGCGCGUGGACAGCAGCGAGAACCGGGAUGACGAGACUACGACAGCUAUAUGCUGCUCAUCGCAAUACACACUGGAUGGUAAUCUGUGCAGGAGAUCAGUGUCUUCGGUGAUAGCUGUUCCUUACACAUUCAACAGUACAGCACAGACUUAUGACGCCAUAUCAGACUCACCAACAACUCUGUACAGCGCAACAAUUGCAGUAUACACCAUUCGAGCUCUAUUCAAGGAUAGUGACAAGGAUGCACUUGGAUUAAAAGAUGAAGACGAUAUCCCAGGCAUUGAGAAUCACAGCGAGAUCCUGUCCCUGGGUGCACGCAUCGGCAUUGGCGUCGGUGUUGCAGUCUUUGUACUGCUAGCAAUAGGGGGAUUAGCAUUUUGGCUUACUCGCAGAGACAGAGUACGGACAGAAAAGAGACGGCCACACGAGCUCAACGCCGUGGACAGUAUGCGCCAUAACUCAGCAGGACCAGGUGACAACUUCUACGCCGCGGCUGAUGCCAAUCACCGACGAGCAAGAGACCGUCAAGCUACAGAACCUCCACCCGCCUACGAGGCCGCUACAGACUCAAACAGCAUGACGGAAAAUGAUAGUCGUCUGAGCGAGGAGACGGCAACACGGGACGAGGAGAUCAGAGCGUUGCAGGUCCAGAAAGAGGCGAUUCAGCGCCGGAUAGAAGAGCUGGAGCGAACUGAAACACAGUCGCAGGAAGACAACCGGCAAACUUGA
Molecule: messenger RNA, 1122 nt
Organism: Fusarium sp. VM40
Lineage: Eukaryota; Fungi; Ascomycota; Sordariomycetes; Hypocreales; Nectriaceae
Source: the annotation of a GenBank genome assembly